CCUUAAAUCUGUGUCAGUUUGGUCUUAACCUCCUGUACAACACACCUGUACAUUAGUGUUCCUGGACGUGACCCCCGAAGCAUGCAAACGUCUUCUCCCCCCUUACUCUGUGUAGAGGACUAUGAGGCUUAUGCUAAGGACAAGCUCCCUUCCAUGGUUGAGAAUUACUUCAAGGCAGGAUCAUCGUUGGAGCAGACAGUGCAAGAAAACUCGCUGGUGUAUAGGAGAUACCGAUUCCGUCCCCGGGUGUUGAGGGACGUAUCCAAGAGAGACAUGUCCACUACAGUGCUGGGCAGUCCGGUCAGUUGUCCAGUGGGCGUGGCUCCCAUGUCUAUAUGCCGCAUGGCUCACCUGGAUGGGGAGAUGGGAAUAGCUAAAGCAUGUGAGCGACUCCAGCUACCCUUUGGUCUGUCUACCGUCUCAACAUUCAGCAUUGAAGACAUAGCAGUCGGAGCUCCCAACAGCGUCAGGUGGUUCCAACUCUACAUAUUCAAGGAGCGUAGCCUGACAGAAACGCUGGUGCGGAGAGCUGAGGCGGCUGGGUUCUCUGCCCUUGUUUUGACGGUAGAUGCACCGGUCGCCGGUAGGAGGUUGUCCUCCAUGAGAGAAGGAUUUACAGUUCCGGGUCAUCUCAGAUUACCGAACAUCGACGCUUCUGAUGGUAUAUUCAAAUCUCUGAGAACGGAGGCAGCCAAUGUGCCAUAUUUGGAAAUUGUUGGGAGUCAGUUGGACCCAUCGAUCACGUGGGAUGGCGUCAAAUGGCUCUUAAACUUCACGCGACUGCCUGUUAUUGUAAAGGGUGUUUUAAAUGCUGAAGAUGCGAGAGAUGCGGUAUCUCACGGAGUGUCGGCUAUCUGGGUGUCAAAUCACGGCGGGCGACAGUUAGACGGUGUACCGGCCUCGUUAGACGUCCUCGCCGAGGUCGUGGACGCUGUCGGCGAUCGUUGUGAGGUUUACUUGGACGGUGGCGUCAGAAGCGGAUAUGACGUCAUCAAGGCUAUAGCAAUCGGAGCCAGGGCUGUGUUCAUGGGCAGGCCCGCAUUAUGGGGACUCGUGCACAAGGGUACAGAGGGCGUUGUUAAUCUCCUGCAGCUGGUGAAGGAUGAAGUGGACAACGCAAUGGCGCUUCUUGGCGUUGCAAACCUAGACGAACUGAAUCGAAGUCACGUGACACACGAGUCCCUGCUCCCCAAGCUGUGAUCACACUGUGGGUUUGGUUAGAGGUGUGACAGGUUAUAACACCCUUGCUACUGACAGUGAUUGAGUUAUUGUUGUUUUACGCCGCAUCGGUUAGUUGGCAGCUAUUUGCGGCUACGACACAUGGAUAUCAGAACAGUGUUAAUUUAUAUUGUAAUCUCUUGAUAUACGACGAUGAAAUGUCCCUCAAUGCAGACAAAAUUGAACUGACGUGAUUAAUAAAAGUCGAUUCCUUAAUGUACUCUU
Haliotis rufescens (red abalone) is the source of this 1443-nucleotide messenger RNA. RefSeq names its product 2-Hydroxyacid oxidase 1-like. Lineage: Eukaryota; Metazoa; Mollusca; Gastropoda; Lepetellida; Haliotidae. The transcript has 8 exons. Bases 82 to 1200 code for a protein of 372 amino acids. The record is from RefSeq and is a predicted model, not a curated record. Gene Ontology annotation, molecular function: oxidoreductase activity; FMN binding.